Leptinotarsa decemlineata (Colorado potato beetle) is the source of this 2243-nucleotide messenger RNA. Its product is annotated as catalase. NCBI's taxonomy places the organism in Eukaryota, Metazoa, Arthropoda, Insecta, Coleoptera, Chrysomelidae. Gene Ontology annotation, molecular function: heme binding; catalase activity. The record is from RefSeq and is a predicted model, not a curated record. Gene Ontology annotation, biological process: response to hydrogen peroxide; hydrogen peroxide catabolic process. Gene Ontology annotation, cellular component: peroxisome; mitochondrion; cytoplasm.
UGUUUAUAGUGACAGUAUUACAUUGUUCUACGAAUAACAAAGUUGGAAAAUGUCUUCAAGAGAUCCUGCUUCCAACCAACUUCAAAAUUGGUAUGAGGAAAAUAAGAAUGAAAGGAAGUAUGUAACUAACAGCUCCGGAAUUCAGUUGGUUCAAAAGGACUCUAGUCUCACCGUGGGAAAACUUGGACCGAUUGUUCUAAGCGAUUACAACUUGACACAACAGCUUGGGCACUUCAACAGAGAACGGAUUCCAGAAAGGGUGGUUCAUGCAAAAGGAGCUGGAGCUUUCGGUUAUUUCCAGGUGACACAUGACAUUUCUCAUUUAACCGUAUCGACAGUAUUCGAAUCAGUUGGGAAAAAAACACCAAUUGCUGUACGGUUCUCCCAAGUUGCGGGAAAUCUAGGAUCUGCAGAUACCGUCAGAGAUCCAAGAGGUUUCGCCCUCAAGUUCUACACAGAAGAAGGUGUGUGGGAUCUGGUCGGAAACAAUACUCCAAUUUUCUUCAUACGAGAUCCGAUACUCUUCCCAAUGUUUGUCCAUACUCAGAAAAGGAACCCGGUGACCAAUAUCCGUGAUUGGGAUAUGUUCUGGGACUUCAUCAGCCUCAGACCCGAAACUCUCCACCAAGUUAUGUUUUUGUUUUCCGACAGAGGUAUACCGGACGGACACCGACACCAACAUGGGUAUGGGUCACACACCUUUUCCCUAAUAGGAAAAAACAGGACACUGACAUGGGUCAAAUUCAUUUACAAAACUGAUCAAGAAAAUAUCCAUCAUGGACAUUUUAUAUUCAAACUAUGACUCCCGAGCAAGCUAAAGCCCAGGACUUCAAUCCAUUUGACAUAACAAAAGUUUGGCCACAUGUGAAAUUUCCACUUAUACCAGUCGGGAAAAUUAUCCUCAAUAAAAAUCCAUCCAACUAUUUUGCUGACGUGGAACAAAUUGGUUUUAAUCCAAGUAACCUCACCCCCGGUAUAGGGGCGUCUCCUGACAGACUACUGCAAGGUAGACUACACGCAUAUCAGGAUGCACAUAUAUAUCGUUUGGGAGUUAACUUCGAACAGUUACCAGUUAACAAUUCACUAGCUGAAAUCGCUAAUUUUCAACGUGAUGGAUUUGAUGCCAUUAAAAAUCAAAACGGAGCACCAAACUAUCAUCCCAACAGUUUUGGCGGUCCAGAACCCUUACCCAAUGCAAAAUAUUGGACCCCUCCUCCAGAAUCAGUAACCGGAAACGUGGACUAUUUUGAUUUGGGAGACGAUGACAAUUACACCCAAGCUGGAGACUUUUAUAGAAAAGUUUUGAACGACCAAGCUAAGGAAAGAUUGGUGCAAAACUUGGCGGGAAAAAUAAAGUUAGCCCAAAGAAGGAUACUCGAUAGAACCGUGGAAGAAUUCACUAAAGUUGAUGAAAACCUCGGACAGAGAAUAAUGAAAGCCAUAAAAUUAGAAAAAGGACGUGAAGCAGUUGUUGAAUUGUGAUUCAACUAACAACUAUUGAAUUUCUUAUUCCCACAAUUUUCUUAUUUUGUUAUUCACACACAUUUUAACAAAUUGAUAAUUGGAUGGAAUUUGGACUUGUCAAUUAUUCUGUCGCCAGAUUCUUUAACGUUUCUACUUACCGUGCGUUAAACUGAUAUUAACUUUGUAUUAGUAUUAAACUGAUAUAUGGGAGCAGACAUUAUCUCACUAAGAAGGUAAAAAUAACUGUGUGCGAGACUCUUGUACUCUCUCACUUCAAUUAUGCAGAUGUUCUAUAUGGUCCAAAUUUGACAUUCAGACUGUUCAGAAUUCAUGUUUACGUCUGAUCUUUGGAGUGAGAAGAAAGCAAGCGAUUUCGUACACCUUAAAACUAGCUGGGUGGCUAAACAUGGAGUGUAGAAGGUUACUGCAUGUUUAUGUUUUGUUUCAUAAAAUAAUAACAACGAAAAAACCGCCUUAUUUAUAUAAUAAAAUAACAUACGGAACUGAUGUACACAACGUAAAUAUUAGGCAUAAGCAUGCCUUAACCCCUCCCCAGUUCAGAACUGAGUUUUUCAAGAGAUCGUUCAUAUUUGCAAAUUAUAUAAUGCUUUACCGUAUCAAAUUAAAUUCAAUAUAAUUUCAAACAUCAAAGACAGCAUAAAAAAUCAUCUCCUGCAAUAGAUUUUAUGAUUAGGAUGGUAGUAUAGAUCACCCAAGUUUAAUCAGUAGUUGCCCUUAUUCUUUAAUUAAUUUUUAACUUUACGUAUAUACAAAUAUAU